Molecule: messenger RNA, 927 nt
Organism: Mytilinidion resinicola
Lineage: Eukaryota; Fungi; Ascomycota; Dothideomycetes; Mytilinidiales; Mytilinidiaceae
Exons: 2
Coding region: 1-927 (308 amino acids)
Source: RefSeq, a predicted model, not a curated record
AUGCCGCUAUUCCAGGAAAUCGGUCGUGGUCGAGGAAUCGACGUCACCAACUUCACUAUAGCGGACAACAUAGGCUGCUUCAUUAGCAACUGUAUAGAAAAUGUUCAUAAUCUUCGCGCCAAUACCCGCCAAAAACUGAAAGAGUGGAGGAAACAUCUUACUCUCACUGCAGUGGUGGCUAUCGCGACGUUUCUGGGCUUGGUUGUUGCUAUCGCGAAUCUACCCCCAGCCAUACAAACCAACGAUUUGGCGCGGUGGACAGCGAAGAAAGAUUUUUGGGAGUGGUGCGCAAAUGAAGAAGCCAGUAACCAUACGAUUUCUUCGGACUGUCAAUCAGCAUUGAAUCAACCCUUACGACCGCCUCCGACCGCUCGAUCCGUCCAUAUUGUCAAGACCGCGGCUCCAUCCUGCCCUAUUAGGUAUAAGCCUUCGUUUCAUAAAGCGAAGAUAAUGAGACGCUUCUGGCGUGCUGGCAUGGUAGCACUGGUUGUGGCUAUGAUUACAUGCCUUUCCCUAAUCUACAUCACUGGGGGGGUGAGACGAGAAAGAUCCAGCGCUCGUCAACUCACCGAUCCCGAAUCUCUCAUCGGCAUCACCCGCAGGUCCGGAGAUCGUCAUGCUCGUUUCGCAACGAGUGAGUCGUCUUCGCCUACCGCGUACUCAUCGAACGUUGGACUUGGGUCGCAAUAUUCAAUUAUACGAUCCCGCAAACGUUACGCUCUUCAAGGAGACGGCGGUAAAAGCAAGACUCUCAAAGACUUCGAGCGACGGGUUCUUGAGGCCGAACGAAGCAGGGCAAAGCCGAAAUUCGAAGCCUCCGAAGUCUCGAACCUUGUUUGUAGAGAUGGGAAAUUCUUCUCUAUGACUCUGAAGGAAAUCAAACCCCGGGACUCCAUCUCAUCUCUCAGACGGUCUCCAACCAUAUGA